UCUGACAUUUCAUAGCAAAUUGUUUAUCAAGAACUAUUUAAGAACUAAUACUAUAUAAUCAAUAAAACUAUUUGGUAACUUCCAAGCAAAAUGCCUUUCGCCCCAGAGUUACGAACUCAUUCCCGAAAAGUGUGCACUCUUUAUAAAGCAGCUAUGAGAAAUGUUGAAGCGUACUACGUAGCUAGAACUCUGGUUCGUUAUCACCAAGUCCAACUGAGAGCGGAAUUCGACAAAAAUAGAUGUAUAACUGAUCCAAAAGAACAACGUCGUUUACUAUGGGUAGGAGAAAAUGAAGUUUUUAUGAAACAAUGUCCACUACCACCUGCGAAAUUUGCUCGUUCAAUCGGUGUUGCGGGUGGCGUAGCGUAUGCAAGAGUGGUAACGCCUCCAGACUGGGUAAUUGAUUUCUGGCAUCCUCUAGAAAAGGCCCAUUUUCCUCAAUAUUUCAAAAAACGCGAAGCUCGUAAAUGUGAAUACAUACAGAAAUGGCAUCAAGGUCAAUUAUAUUAAUUGUUGACUUGUAAUAACAACUGUAUCGUUUUUUUUUUUACUCCUCAUGUUAUAUUAUUUAUUCAAGUGUUAUUUAUUUGAACUAUUGAUUUUAUUGUCUACUUUCGACAUUAGAGUAAAACGGAACGUGCAAUGUGCAUGGCCAUGGUUGUCAAACGUCAAAAAGUUAGGUUAUAUUUUGAAAAGUUGUUACUACUUUGAAAGUGGAUUCUAUUUAAAUAAAACAUUAUUGUUUGUA
This is a messenger RNA of Spodoptera frugiperda (fall armyworm), 748 nucleotides long. Its product is annotated as NADH dehydrogenase [ubiquinone] 1 beta subcomplex subunit 9-like. The record is from RefSeq and is a predicted model, not a curated record. The coding region runs from base 91 to 510 and encodes 139 amino acids. Gene Ontology annotation, biological process: mitochondrial electron transport, NADH to ubiquinone. Lineage: Eukaryota; Metazoa; Arthropoda; Insecta; Lepidoptera; Noctuidae. The transcript has 3 exons.